UCAGUGCGAGGGGAGCUCUUACCCUGAAUGAAUCCAAGUAACCCCGGUGGUUGCCUUCUGAAAUGACCAGCAGACACACAACUGUACGGAGGCUACCCAAAGCGUAAACUCUGGUUCUAAUGUACCAUGUCCAGCCAAGGAAGCCCUGGUGAGGAGUUUUCUACGACAACAGUCAGUUCAGUAGCUGUGCAGGCUGGGGACUCCAAAAUCGUUAUAGCCAUCAUAAAGUGUGGCAAGUGGGUACAACUUCAAUUGGCUGAAUCACAGCCCAAUCUUCUGGAAAUUGGAAGCAAUCAAGAUGAAACCAAAAAACUUCUUCAUGAUCAUGAACUUCUUUUGGCCAAGCUUAAGGCUUUGGAAGACCGAGUAUGGGAACUCCUGCAGGAAGCAGACAAGACGGCUCAAGAGAACAAGGAUCAGAGCCAGGUCUAUGAUGCCAUGGCCAAAACUCUGGGUGAAGCGUGGGCAGCCCUGGUCUCCAUGCUUGAGAGAAGGAGGGAGCUUCUCAGGUUGACCUCUGAAUUUUUUGAAAAUGCCUUGGAGUUUGCCAUUAAAAUAGACCAAACGGAAGAUUUCCUCCAGAACACUCAGGAGUUUGAGAGUGCCGAGUCCUUGAAAUCACUCCUUCAGCUUCAUGAACAUCAUACCAAAGAACUCUUAGAACGAUCUCUAGCCCUUUUAAACAAAAGUCAACAACUCACUGACUUCAUAGAAAAAAUCAAGUGUGAUGGACCUAUUGUGAAUCCCGAGAUGAUUCAGGGAGCUCAAAACAGCUGCCUGAAGAUUGACAGUCUUCUUGAACUUCUCCAAGACAGGAGACGGCAAUUAGACAAGUACCUGAAGCAACAGCAGCAGGAAUUGAGUCAGGUUCUGCAGAUAUGUCAGUGGGACCAACAAGAAAGUCAGGUUACUUGUUGGUUUCAGAAAACCAUAAGAGAUUUACAGGAACAAAGUCUAGGUUCAUCACUUUCAGACAAUGAGGAACUAAUUCGUAAGCAUGAGGAACUGAUAAUAAAAGCAAAGGAAUGGAAUUCCGCAGUGGAGAAGCUGAAGAGUGAGGCACUGGGGAUUCUGCUCUCCAAGGAGUAUGUGGAGAAAGAACACCUACAGCUGUCUAACCAGAAACUGAAUUGGCUUCAAGAGGAAUUUGGUCGGCUCACGGUGGAAAGGAAAACCUGGUUAAAAAAGGCAAAUGAUUUUUUUAACAGCGCGAACAAGGCAUUUGAUGUACUUGGAAGAGUUGAAGCUUACCUUAAGCUCCUUAAAUCAGAGGGUUUAAGUCUGCCUGUCUUGGCAGCGAGGCAUGAGGAAUUACACAGAGAAAUUAAAGACUGCACAGCUGAUGCUUUGCAGGAGGGACAAGCCUUAAUCAACCAACUAGCCUCCUGCAGCUCUCUGGUGACCGGUGUCCGUGAGAUGAUGGAAUGCAUCAAGAGGCGAGUUGAUCAUCUGACUGAACAGUGUUCAGCGCACAGGGAAUUUGCUCUUAAUAGACAGCAAUUAACAACCUCAGUGGAGGGCUAUUUAAGAAAGGUGGAAAUGUCCAUUCAGAAAAUCAGCCCAGUAGUUUCUAAUGCAAUGGAUGUCGGUUCCAGCCUUUCUGAAUCAGAGAAGAUUUUGAGUACAUAUCUGGAACUAGAUAAACAAGCUAAGGAGACAUCACAUGAAUCAGAAGCAGCUGCAAAACUCUUGACAGAGAAAAAUGAUUUUGAACCUGAUGAAGUGGCAUCGCUUUCUUCUAAAGCUAAGUGGCUAGAGGAAGAAUUAAACAUACUUGGCCAAAGCCUCAGCUCCAGGUCACAAGUCCUGCAAACUUAUGUGGCAUUUCUAAAGUCAUCAGAGGAGGUAGAGGAGCAAUGUCAGGGCCUAAGGGAGUUUUACCAAACUGAUAUCCUGCGAAAGGAAGAGGGUGUUGCUGAAGCUGAGCGUCUCUCAGACUCAGUGGAGAAGCAGUGGCAGCUGUUUUUAAAGAGGAGCUUUUUAACUCAAGACCUCGGGCUCAAGUUCCUUAAUUUAAUAAGUAUGGCAAAAGCAAAUGAAAUAUUAAAUGUGAAAAAUGAAGUACACAUUAUGGAGAACACUAUGGAAAGCCAGAAAGCAGAAAGGGAAGAACUCAGCCGCCUUCGGAUCGCCUGGCAACUUAAAGCCGCUGCAAGCAAGCCCGUGAAACAGCAGUGGGGAGCGUUCAAAGAGCAACUUAGAAAGACUACUCACAACUUAAAACUUCUUCAGGAAGCACUUAUGCCUGUGUCUGCACUUGACCUUGGAGGGAGUCUCCAGAGCAUUUUAGGUCUACAGAAAAAAUGGAACGAAAUGAAACCUCAGUUCCAGCAACUGAAUGAUGAGGCUCAAUACAUUAUAAAAGAGUCAGAAGAGUUAAGUGGCAAAGGAGCCCCUGUGAAAGAGAAGUCUCAACAGCUGAAGGGCCUAAUUCACCUCCAUCAAAACCAGAAAGAGAGAAUCCAAGAUUACGAGGAGAUCCUGUAUAAGAUUGUCCAGUUCCACCAAGUCAGAGAAGAGCUGGGACGACUCUUCAGAUCAAGAGAACUGGAGUUGCUACAACAGCCAAAGGAAAUGGUUGAUGCUUACGAUGCCCAGGUUCUCCUCAGUCGCUCUCGGGAAAAGCAGGCACACAUAGACCAUCUCCAUAAACUGGCUCUUUCCUUGGGGGUGGACAUCAUCUCGUCAGUUCAGCGGCCUAACUGCUCUAAUGUUUCUGCAAAGCACCUGCAGCAGCAGCUGGACAUCCUUGAGGGGGACAGUCUGAACUGGCGUGCCCAGGCUGAAGACCACGAGCGGGCCCUGACCCGCAGCCUGGAGUUCUGUACCGCGAGGGAUGAGAUGAGCGAGCUCAAAGAGUCAUUCAAAGACAUCAAAAAGAAAUUCAAUAAUUUGAAGUUUAAUUACACUAAGAAAAAUGAAAAAGCUCGAAAUCUAAAAGCUCUGAAAUAUCAAAUUCAACAAGUAGAUAUGUAUGCUGAAAAAUUACAGGCUUUGAAAAGGAAAAUGGGAAAAGUUGAGAAUAAGACUUUUUUCUUAAAUUAUCCAAAUAAUAAAGUGAAUGUCCUUUUGGAAGCCAUGAGGGAUUUGCAGAAAUAUGUGGAUGAGUUUGACAAAGUUGUGACAGAUUACAGGAAGAAUUUGGACCUGACUGAGCAUCUCCAGGAGUUGAUAGAAGAGUGUCACUUUUGGUAUGAAGAUGCAAGUGCCACAGUUGUAAGAGUUAGAAAAUAUUCCACAGAGUGCAAGACCAAGGAAGCUGUGGAGAUUCUCCUUCAGCAGUUCAAAAAGUUUAUCACACCCUCAGUGCCUCAGCAAGAAGAAAGGAUUCAGGAAAUCAGUGACCUGGCUCAGCGCUUAUAUGGUUUUGAAGAAGGGCAGAAAUAUGCUGAGAAAAUAGUGGCCAAACACAAAGAGGUUCUUGAAUCUGUUACUGAAUUAUGUAGCUCUCUCACAGAGCUUGAAGAAAAAAAGGGAAACGUUUUAAAGAUGAAUCUGAAUUUGGAAGGCUUCCACGAUGAUUGCAUUGACCUACUAAAAGAACCAGGGAGAAAUAAGCAGACAAUAUUCAAUAAAGGAAGGAAUAACGAGCAGGCCAAGCCAGCGGACGACUUGGCGGUCAAUAGAGCAGGAGAGGGUCAGCUUCCACGGGAAGUGAAGCAGCUGGUCCCCGGCCCAGAGGGUGCUGUCCAAGGCCUGCUCCUGCCCGUGGAUGUGCUUUCAGGAGAAGAAUAUGACUGUGUCUCGCCCGAUGACGUCUCCCUGCCUCCGCUCCCGGGAAGCCCCAAUUCCCUCCUCGCUCCGUCUGACAUGGAGCUGGAGGCGCGUGCCCUCCCGUCCCUCCACCGGCACCUAAGCAGCCACGGGAUGCAGACAGGGACCAGCGGUCCAGGGGAGGCCCCGGAAUCUGGCCUUCCGCCACCUGCUGCUUUUGCUGUUGCUUGCGAUGAUAAGAGAGAAACAUUUUCGAGUCAUUUUGAGAAGCCUUCCCCCCAGUUCCAAGCUGAGCCCCCAUUAACAUCCCGAAGAUUUCCGGAAGAGAGUACUGACUUCCACAGAAGCAGUGUUAAACCUCCAGAGAGCAUGUGCGGUGAAGUGCAUGCGCGAGCUUUGCAACAGCACCCCCAGGCUCAGGGAAGUUUGCUAGAAACACCGGAGAAAACGCAUGCUGAUAAUAACGUCACUAAAACCCGACAUAGGCUGCAUGCUUCCCAGGAUGCAUGCUCGGGCCUCGGGUUUCAGCCAGGCCCCAGCCAGGCCUGUCAGAGGCAAAUGGUUCCCAGAGAAGAGAUUAAAGUUACCUCAGCAAAGAACAGCAUGGUCAGCCUAGCUGGCCAGGCCCCUAAUUUCUCCAGGCUCUUAUCUAAUGUAACUGUCAUGGAAGGUUCUCCAGUGACUUUGGAAGUUGAAGUAACAGGAUUUCCAGAGCCUACACUGACAUGGUACAAGAAGGGCCAGAAAUUGUCUGCAGAUGGGCACUUGCAGGUUUUACACAAGGAGACAAGACAUUCGGUGUUCAUUCCGAAGGUAUGCGAGGCAGAUGCGGGCCUCUAUGUGGCUCGGGCCCAAAACUCUAGUGGCGUUCUCUCUUCCAAUAUCAUCCUCCACGUGACAGGUGACCGCAGGCCGCCCAUCACAAGAAUAAACUGGAUCCUGCUGAGUGUCAUCUAUGUUAGCGUGUCCCUAAUGUACUGGCUACUCACACAGUAACUGCGCGGUUGGCACCAAUGGGCGUCAUUCUUAUGAGCCUAAAGGACAACAAUACUGCUGUUUAUUUUCCUGCAUCUCCCACCCAGCAUCCCCAACCAAGUAUCCCCCACCCAGUGUACCUCCAUUCUGGCCGUAUUGCUUUUUUGGAAUACCACUGCUCGGUGAAAUCAUCCAAUUUUCUUUAGUGCUUUAAUGUAUUUGAAGAGCUCAGUAAAUCAUUAGCAGCGAAUAAGGAUACAUUUUGUAUUCUCAAAAGAGAAGUGUUCAGUAUAAAACACAGUCAAAUUAUACUAUGUUUAUUCCCUCCUAAUUUAAGAGCAUUCAGAUCAAGUCUCACAUCAGCAUGCAGAUGUGUUUUAUUUCAAAUCCAACUGUUUGAUAAUCUAUUUUUAAUUGUACGCAUAAACAUCUCUUUGUAGAAUAAGAGUAGAAAUGUUGAACUAAAAUUGUAAUUUUCAUUAUUGCAUAAGAUGUCCUUUAAUUUUGCUUUUCAUGUCUUGAUCUCAUUUAUUGAAAUACAUUCUAUGUAGUUUCAACAUAGCCUACAUUCCUGAGUCUGAGGAUGCCACUGCAAAUAAUCAUUCCUCCUGUUCAUCUCAUGGGUUUGACAUUGGAGAAUAGAUGUGCUGUUAGCCUUAAAUGGAGUUUGAAACCUCCAUCAGCUGUGUGUGUCACAGAGCAAGAUAGAGCAUAGCCGCAGAGGUGGACCAACAGUAUUCCUGUCCUUCCGUUGACAUGUUUUGGGCAGCCAUGUGUAUACAGCUGCAACCGGCUUCUCCUGCUUCUAAUCUUGAUUCUGUUGCUGACCAUUUUUACAGCCUGUGGGAAGGCAUAGUAGUGCCUCAAUUUCCCAUUUGGCAAAUGGAUUCAUCAUCUACCUCUUGGGCAACUGAAGGUUUUCAUUUCAUGUCUUGUAAAGAUCUGGAAAAUGGAAAGUACUCUAUGAAGACUAAGGGUGAUUGUAUUGCUUACUGUAAUUUGUCAUCACACUGCCUUCUGCCCACUGUUUUCUUUCAGAUAUUGUUUCUUUUGAAUAUUAACUUAAAGGAUGGUGUUAGUAUGUGAUUUCCAACUAUUUCCAUAUAGGAAAAUUAUGUUUUCUGAAUUGGAGCUUAAAUUCCUUUCUAAUUUCUUAAGACUAUAUCUUUUUCAAAGACUUGAAAUUAAACUCAGGGGGAUACAUUUAGUAAGAUCUUGGGAGAGAAAAAGUAUAUAAUAGGAUGACAAGAUAAAUUCUAUCCUUUUCUUAUAAUUACCACUGUAAUAUUGAAGAAUGUUCUAUGCCUUUCUGAAAUAUAUUAUUCAGAAAAGAGGAUCAUCAUUUUAGUGCCUUUAAAAAAUAAACAUGUAUAAGAGAGGCAUUUGUUUUUAGAUUUUAAAUGUAGUCUUGUCAUGUUAGGGUAAAAUCUUUAGUUGAAAGAAUAUUCAUUAUAGAUUUUUGAUGAAGGGGAGGCAUUAAUUAUGUUGCUGUAAAGCCUGUCUACAAAUAAUAAAAAUAUUUAAAUUUAAUAUAUUCAAGUUGGUAUUAAAAAGUUACUGGAUAUUAACCAAAGAUGUGAAAUGUGUGGCUAAGUAAAAAGUUGGCAUAUA
Molecule: messenger RNA, 6300 nt
Organism: Lagenorhynchus albirostris (white-beaked dolphin)
Lineage: Eukaryota; Metazoa; Chordata; Mammalia; Artiodactyla; Delphinidae
Gene: CCDC141
Product: coiled-coil domain containing 141
Exons: 24
Coding region: 127-4710 (1527 amino acids)
Molecular function (GO): protein binding
Source: RefSeq, a predicted model, not a curated record